This is a messenger RNA of Globicephala melas (long-finned pilot whale), 2131 nucleotides long. It is a transcript of the gene BEST1, whose product is annotated as bestrophin 1. The record is from RefSeq and is a predicted model, not a curated record. Gene Ontology annotation, molecular function: chloride channel activity. NCBI's taxonomy places the organism in Eukaryota, Metazoa, Chordata, Mammalia, Artiodactyla, Delphinidae.
CUGGCCAGAGGACCCCAGAGAGUCCCACCAGUCCUGUGGCCAGACCUUUUGUGGGAUCGCCUGACCAGCCUGGAGCCCCAACUCACCCAAGCCCACCUGCUGUAGCUCAGUGCCUGGCCAUGACCGUCACCUACUCGAGCCAAGUGGCUAAUGCCCGUCUAGGUUCCUUCUCCCGCCUGCUUCUGUGCUGGCGAGGCAGCAUCUAUAAGCUGCUCUAUGGCGAGUUCCUCAUUUUCCUCAUCUGCUACUACAUCAUCCGCUUCAUUUACAGGAUGGCCCUCACGGACGAUCAGCAGGUGAUUUUUGAGAAGCUGACUCUAUAUUGCGACAGCUACAUCCAGCUCAUCCCCAUUUCCUUCGUGCUGGGCUUCUACGUGACACUGGUCGUUACCCGCUGGUGGAACCAAUAUGAGAACCUGCCAUGGCCCGACCGCCUCAUGAACCUGGUGUCGUGCUUCGUCGAGGGCAAGGACGAGCAGGGCCGGCUGCUGCGGCGCACGCUCAUGCGCUACGCCAACCUGGGCAACGUGCUCAUCCUGCGUAGCGUCAGUGCUGCGGUCUACAAGCGCUUUCCCAGUCCCCAACACCUGGUGAAAGCAGGCUUUAUGACCCCCUCGGAACACAAGCACUUACAAAAACUGAGCUUGCCACACAACUCAUUCUGGAUGCCCUGGGUGUGGUUUGCCAACCUGUCAACGAAGGCCUGGAUGGGAGGUCGAAUCCGGGACCCUGUCCUGCUCCAGAGCCUGCUCAACGAAAUGAACACCUUGCGUACUCAGUGUGGACAGCUGUAUGCCUACGACUGGAUCAGUAUCCCACUGGUGUACACUCAGGUGGUGACCGUGGCGGUGUACAGCUUCUUCCUGGCUUGCCUGGUGGGACGGCAGUUUCUGAACCCAGCCAAGGCCUACCCCGGCCACGAGAUGGACCUCGUUGUACCCCUCUUCACAUUCCUGCAGUUCUUCUUCUAUGCUGGCUGGCUGAAGGUGGCAGAGCAGCUCAUCAACCCGUUCGGAGAGGAUGAUGAUGACUUUGAGACCAACUGGAUUGUCGACAGGAGUUUGCAGGUGUCCCUGUUGGCUGUAGAUGAGAUGCACCAGGACCUGCCACCGAUGGAGCGAGAUAUGUACUGGAAUGAGCCAGAACCACAUCCCCCCUACACAGCCGCUUCUGCCCAGUCUCGUCGGCCCUCCUUUUUCGGCUCCACCUUCAGCAUCAGUCUGGAUAAGGAGGAUUUGGAGUUCCAGCCAGAUCCGGAGGAGGAGGAAAGUGCGCACACUGGCAUCGCUGGCCGCUUCCGAGGGCUGCAAUCCCAUGACCGCCAGCCCCCCAGGACAAACUCAAAGACCAAACUACUGUGGCCGAAGACAGAAGUCCUUUCCCACGAGGGCCAGCCCAAGAACCUCGGGGGAGACGGCCAGGACACCAGUGACCAGGAAGACGUCAAGGCCUGGAAAGGGGAGGAUGCCUUCAAGUCCGCCGUGCUAUACGGGAGGUCAGGCUACCACAGUGCCCCCCAGACACCCCUCAGCCACACCCCUAUGGUCUUCCCACCUGGACAGUCAGCACCCUCAAGUCUUCGCAAAGUCUCAGGCAUGGAUGACACCGCCAAAGACCAAAGCCUUCAGCCUCCAACUCCCAGGUCCAAGAAGAGCUUUGAAUUGCUCCCAGAGAGUGCUGGGGCCUCAACGGAGCACCCGGAAGUGAGUCACAUGAGGAGGAAAACUGUUGAGUUUAACCUAACAGACAUGUCAGAGGCCCCUGAACAUCUCAGAGAACCGCAUUUGGGACAGUCGACAAGCAACAUACACACUAUACUCAAAGAUCGUGGCGAUCCCUAUUGGGCCUUGGAAAACAACAGGGAUGAAGCACAUUCCUAGCCUGCUUCCCAAGGGGGAUGCUUCACCGGCCUGGUCCUACCUGCGUGUACACCAGCAGGACACUGAUCCAGUCAUAGCCAUAUAGCUGUCCACACUGAAGAACAUGUCCCUACGACAGCCUGAAUUAAAUGGUUACCUUAAUGAAGAACAAGAAUCAGUAGCUUCAAGUCUACUUUAAGCCUCAAAAUGCUUUCCGUACAUAUAAAUUGUGAAAGCCAGAACUGCUGGAAACGUAUAAAACACCUAAUUCA